Xyrichtys novacula (pearly razorfish) is the source of this 6747-nucleotide messenger RNA. Lineage: Eukaryota; Metazoa; Chordata; Actinopteri; Labriformes; Labridae. The record is from the annotation of a GenBank genome assembly.
CUCACUUUGUUUACCCAAAUGUCGAACUGGCCACCUGGGUUCAUUUACCCUUUGAGCACUGAAAGUGCACCACUCCAAAACACGCAGAAUAUCAGGGGACUUUUCCUCCGACAUGACCAGGUGAGUGUUGUUAGUGUUAUUUGUGGAAAAUAUUUCUUGUAACUGCUGUUCUCAUGUGUCAUUUUUGCCCAGUGGGUGCUGUGUUUUUGUCCUUCUUUCCCUCCUCCACAUCUCGUUGAGUGUGGAAAUGACAGGAUUAUAUGGCAGCUUCACCUCCCCCAAUUUCCCCCAGCCUUACCCUGACAACCAGCACAUAGUGUGGAACAUCACUGUCCCUGAUGGCCACAGGGUUAAGUUGUACUUCAGGCACUUUAGCAUGGAGCCCUCAAACCACUGUGAAUAUGACUAUGUUCAGGUACACACUGCACUUCAGUUGAACAGAGUCUGUUGAAGUCUAACCCUGCUCACUCAAAGACCUUUGACCUUUCAAACCAGGUUCUGGCAGAGGGGAAUGAAACUUUGCGGUUCUGUGGUGAGGAGGAGAAGAACUAUGAAAGCAGCCCGGGGAACACGGUCAUCCUGUCAGCCAGGAACCUCAUGUCAGUCAUCUUUAGGAGCGACUACUCAAAUGAGGGCCGAUUUACCGGCUUCCAGGCAUUUUACACAUCAGAAGGUAAUGCAGAAGAGUGACACACACUGAUGAAGGGAAGACCCGUUUUUUGCUGCUGUAAUAACAACAUGCAGCAAGCAAGUGAUGGAGUUUUAUCACCGCUUAGCUGUGUCUGAUAAGAAAAGACAGGGUAAUAAUACAAACAAAGAUAAUAACAGUGUUUUAAAGCUCUUAUGAGCAGUUUUCUGACAUUUAUUAAAUUGAAUAAAAUUCAAAUUGAUGCCUUUACAUGAUAUCCAAAAGCAAACUGCCUGAAACUGGUGCGGGGAGUAGGCGUCAAUCAAAGAAAAAGACUAAUGAUACAAAAACCGCUUCAAGUAUUCACAAUCUAUGAUACAUUUGACUUUCAGCUGUCAGCAGAAUGAGAUUUUUUGACGAAGAGGCUAAGUGAGUUGGAAUAUUUUCUGUUUAGUUUUUAAUUUUGAGUUGAAUUUGACUCUUUUGUUGAAUUAACAUUCAAAAUACAGGUGAAAUUGGUUUUGUUUGAUUUGAUUUGGUACAGUUGUCUACUACACUGUUGCAAGCCUAUUUAGACCCUAUCUACACGUACAUAGGUGUUGUGAAAACAGUUUUCCUGUCUUCAGUUUUGGGUCACUGGUAUAUCUUUGAAAAUGCCUUUCAAGAGGAAGGUUGCUCAAAACUGUUAUGUAUGUAUUCGUACUGACAGCAAAAACAAUAGUUUUGGAAACUGAUGCCGUCACCUCAACCUGCAACUGUUUUUGUGUGUGUAUGUGUGUGUAUUGUGCAUACACUAAAAGUUGUGCCACCAGUUUACAUAUGUUGCAUAAUGUUAGGUUUAAUUACACCUCAUCAUUAUACCAUUUGCCAAAGGGGACACAAUAGCCACACAGAGCGGUUUUCAUGGAAAAAGAAAAAGCUGUUUCUUUAGUUUGCUGAGACUAGAAAAUAUUAGUCUUGUAGCUGAUAGUCUUGUUUGCUUUUGAAGGUCAUAAAAAGGCCUCAGUUCCAGAUUUAGACUGUUUCUCAACUAGUUAAAAUCUCCUCAAAGUGCCUUCAUGAAAAACAAAAACAUAUCAGUUUCAAAACCUUAAUAUCAUAUUACUGCUGACAGCCCUGAUCCUAAUUGUUUGACUCAUUGUUUAUUUUCUGUCAACUGAUGGCACAUUUUUGUGUCCCAAGUGUUGAGAAAAACUAGGUUAGUUUGCGAAACUUGCGAUUAAUGCAGAGAAAUAACUGAAUAAAAUCCCAUAUGUUUCCUUUUUUUAUUUAUUACAUUUUAUUAAGAAAAUUCACCCAACCUUUUUUGUUUUUAGUUAAUGUAAAAAGAGCAUUGGUUUGUGUUUCCCUCUCUAAUCUUAUGCUCUGUGAUAGAUAUCAACGAGUGCCUCACCAAAUUAGAUGGGGAGAAUAUUUGUGAUCACUUCUGUCACAAUUACAUUGGUGGAUUUUACUGCACCUGCAAACGGGGAUUCCUCCUUCAUGACAACAACAGAUCCUGCACAGGUUAGUGCCAAACAGACAAAGCUUCAGAGGCAUACUCAUCACUGUAAGUCAAAGAUUGUGUAAAAGCUUGAGUGUGUAUGAAGGUCUCCAUAGAUACCCACUGAGCAAUAGAUGGCUAUUAGAGUUAGUUUCUUUUAAGACCUAAUUUCAACCAUCUAGAUUCUGUAUAUUUGUAGACGGAAUUUAGACGUUGCACUUUAACCCAUUACUCAAUAACUUUUUAUUUCAAAAAGCAACUGUGAGUUGCAUAACUGAUCUCCAAGUGCUUAACCAAAAUAAUUAUGAUAGCCAUUAAGCAAUAUACAGUGUAGUAUAGAUAUAGCUCGGAUUUAGACUUGGUCUAAAAUUUAGACGUCUAAAAAACUCUGAAAAACCCAUUUUUAGACCUGUGGUAGCCUGAUUUUAGACAAGCCAUCUAGGCUACUUUUAGACGUCUAUUAGACCUCAUUUAGACCAAAAAAUGCUCAUUGGGUAUGGUAUGUCACAGACUAAACUGCAGCUAAGUUCCUCAGACACAACAGAUGCUGGGGAAAACUAAGUGAGACAUUAUUGAUGAGCACUUGUUCCGCUCUCUUUGAUGGGGGGAUUUUUUUUCUUGACAUUUUAAUAUCAAAGCAUGUUUUUGAUGAUUUACCAUCAUAGCAGUCACAUCUUUCUCUGAGUGUCAUGCGAGGUUUGGUUGGUGUUUAAAAAAGAAAAAAACAAUAAGAAACUGCUUUGUCGGACCUUGUCACCAAGUUGGAUGAAAAGGAGAUUAAAGUGCGGGGUUGUAAACUUGUAACGACAACAUUGUUAAUAGAACAAAAGGGCAUUCGUCUUUCAAAGUGUUCUCCGUACUUCACAGCUCUGCAGAACAAAUCUUCAAAAAACUACUUCCCGACAUUUCUGGCUGGGCACAAAGUUGAAUGUGCUGUAGAUUGGAUUUCAUUCUAUCAUGGCUGGCUUGUGCUGACUAAUUUCAGACUGAAAAGCCAUACUGAUGCAGGAAGUAGUUGAUCUCUGCCAGCUGGAGUAAGGCAGGGUUAAUUACUGUCGAUUCCUGAGGGAAAAGCAACUUCAAAAAUGACAUAAUAAAUUGAUACCUGCGUGCAGCACUAACAGUGUUCUGACACAGGGUAAUUAAUCACAAUUAACAGUUGAUGUGCCUUAAAUUAUUAGACUUUGCCAGAGGAAAAAAGGGUGACAAAACAAAUCGUGAAAUGAAAAGGCACAAAUGAUUAUCUGCCUACAGAUUGUACUAAUUAUAUGAAUUACAGCGACUCAACCUCUUUGUAAUACUCAUUUGUUUUGAUCUGGAACAACAUCUGCACAUUUGCCACGACAGAAAUGCAAACCAAAAUUAAUCAUGUUGUUUAUGAUUCCAGGAAAUGUGUCAAUAGAAAUGAAAAGCUAUUCCAUUAGAUUUUAAAACUUUCUCAUAACAAAUCUUACAUAACCUUUCUUCAAAUAGGAUCAUAAUAUGUUCAUUCAUGUGUUUGUGUGUCUUUCCAAUAGUGCCAUGCCAGAACCAGGUGUUGACAUCACUGUCAGGCGUUCUGACCAGUCCAGGCUACCCGAAUCCUUACCCACCCAUGAGUGAGUGCGACCACACCAUCCGUCUGCCAGAGGGCUACAGAAUAGUUUUGGACUUCCUGGAACCUUUUGACAUUGAGGGACACCCAGCUGCCCCGUGUCCAUAUGAUAUGCUUAAGGUUAGUCAUGUGGUUGCAGACCACAACAUGCAUAAACACAGGAAGGGGACAAAGCAAUGUAUUCCUGCUCAUGCUUGUGGAGGCAGUUUGUCUCCCACUUGUCCAGCUCAAGUGAUUAACUGUUUGGCCCUGCCGCGCCCUGCAUAUGUCCGUUUGUCUGGGCAUAAAUCAGUCAGGUAUUAAGUAAAUCAUCACCUCGGUUCCUUAUGUGUUGUUUCUUUUUGUUAAGAUUUCAACAGCAGGGCAGGAGUACGGACCAUACUGUGGAUCGAUGACACCCGGUCGUAUUGACACAGGAAGUUACCAGGUUCAUUUGGCCUUCAGAUCAGACACCAGCGGGAAAAACAAGGGAUGGAAGAUCAAGUACACAAGUACAAGGACUGGAACCAGCUCUUUGUGAUAAUAAAAGUAACUUGAGUUAUCUCGGUAUGACAUUUUGAAACAAUUUAUACAAAGAUAAAUGAUUUUUUAUUGACAUGAUUCAUUUUUGUUUUUUAUUGUUUGUUUUUGAGAUGCUGCAGAAACUAUUUACUUGUGCAAAUAAAGGCAGAGCAAAUGGGAUACUUUCAAUUAUAGAUUGCAGCAGUCUGAGCUACCCAUAGAGUACCUUUGCAUGAUUUUUAGCUAAUAAAAAGACUUAUUCACCUUGGCAUCCAACACUUUCAUUUCAGAACUCUUCAGCCUCUGCCUGAAACAUUAGGUUUUAGAGGCUUUGAUUUAAAGGUAGACACAGCCUGGGUGUUACUUUUCACACAGCAUUUUUGCUGUAAGAGAACCAAAAGUUAUGCCUUCAUAGUAUAUUCAAAGAUGUAUAUGUUAGCUCCUCAUGACAGCUUAGCAUUGACACUUGUUAUAUUAUCAGCUAUUAUUAUGAGGUAGCUGUGGCUCAGUGGUAGAGUUGGUCACCUCCUAGUCAGAAGGUGGUGGGGGGUUAAAAAACAUGCUGUGCACAUGCCAAAGUGCAAAGCGUUGCUGGGCUGCGCCUAGUAGUGUGUGACUGGAAUUAGUCAAAAACUGAUGGGCUGCCAUAUGGCUGCUACAUAACAAGCCUUAUCAGUGAAGUGAUUAGCACAAAAGCUAUGUUGUGGUUGUUGUUGUCUUUAAACAAAAACAAAAACACAAACAAACAAAAAUUCAUUUCCACAAGACCCUGUAUAAGCAACUUUCAGAAACACACUGAAUCACAGUGAAAGAAAGUGGGUUUGUUAAAAUGGGCUUUUCAGGUGAAUGAAAUUUUAAAGAGCUUGCAGGUGAGUGUGUCCUUCAUCAUUAUCCUAAUAAGCAGAGCCUGACAUCAGGUUUGGACCAUAGACUGUAUAUACUAUGGACAACUUGUCUCCGUGUUCCAUCAUUAUUAGAAUUUGACACAAAUUGCUGUUGGUAUUUCAACAUUGCACAGGAGCAUUGUACGCAUUUGGCCGGCGAGUCGCUGUGAUGACGCUCGGCUCAAACAACGUAUCCCCUGGGUGAGCUACGUAAUCUUCGUACACCCAUAGCCUGUAUUAAGUGUCAAACAUAGAAAACAUGAACCCCCUUAUAACUUUUAAAAAUGGAGCUGCACAGGAAAAAGAGGACUUGAGCACAAACCAGUCUUAAAGUAACUACAUGUCAACAUCGCAACCAGCGGGGAGAAAAAUUUAUAUUCUGUGUGAUUAAUUUCUAAAGUUUGUCCACAGCUCUAUAGGGAAUACUGGAGGAGGCAGGAUUUAUGACCUAUACUGCAGCCCGUCACCAGCGGGUGCUGUUCUCAGGGUGGCUUCACCCAGUGAGGAGGCAGACAGCGUCCAUUCUAUAUACAGUCUAUGGUUUGGACCAAGAGUUGCAAACUUAUUAAACAUUGCUGAAAUCCACAGCACAGAGAUCCAACAUUUUGUAUGUGUAUAAAAAUACAAAUCAGCAUAAUAGGUCUCCUUUAAUAAAAAAAGUGUGAAUAUAACCAUUUGUGCUCACAGAGAUAUUUUAAUUUAAAAUAAUUUUUAAAGUUCUGCAGCUGUUUUUUCUUUCACAGUGGACUAAAAGGGCUGGCAGUCUGUGUGAACUAAUUCGAUAAAGUAGUUUGUGAGUCAGUCGUCUGGCCUCAGAGGCAGUGAAUGCUUGUCGUUUAACCCUCAUACAUUAUGCAGCUUGUUCUCAGCAGCUCCAGCUCCACUUCUCUAUCUAAACAGUCAUUAUGUGGUUCUUCAGUUGCACAAAAUUGCCUCUCAUUUGACACUUUUGCAUUUCCUCAUUAACAUUUCUUCCAUCUGUGGCCCUCAAGUGGAGCAAAAGUGCACGUCUGGAUGUAAAAAGGAAAGCCACUUGCGUUGAUUUACGUUUCUUUUGCCUCAGUGUUUGACUUUUUUGUCUUGUCUCAUGAAAGAGAUCACACCACGCCACUUUUCUGUGAACUCCUGAACUUUUUAUAACCUCAUCAUAUUACCUUUGGUUGAACUGCUAUUUUCUGUUUUCUUCAAAGGCUUCAACUUCGCAAAGCAAGGGGUGCACUGACCCAUGCACCACCUUGGCAUUUGUGAACCUAUCUUGACAAGCAUUCUAAGAAAGCCAUCUGACCACAUGGGAUAUGGUUUGUUUACGGCAUGAAAUGCUCAGACAGUCCUCAGGGCAACCUAGUGCUUAGAAGGCAAACCUGCACUCACACUUAACUGAAAUCUAAUCCACCAGCUGCUGUGACACAUGGUAGUACCUUCCACUGCUCCUGUACACCACUCACCUCAAACAGCACUGCCUGGACAAUACCACAGGAAUUACGCACGCCAUGAAACCCAUUAGGCAACAGUUGGAGGACAUCUAUCCACAGCAUGCAGCCAGUAGGCUUACUGAAAAUCGCUAUCUGUGACAAUGAUGUGCCCUGGGCACUGUGAUUGUACUUGAAGAAAUUUUCAAGGAGAAAACCUGUCAAUAAAAAUUUUUUUUAUGACCAUA